AUGAGGAACAAGCUCGCACUUGUUGUUACCAUGACGGCCCCGGUGGCGGCAUCCUUGGCCGCAGCUCUCCUCCUCUCCCUGGUGUACCCCGCCGCGGCUAAGCUCUCCACUGAGUACUACCAGAAGACGUGCCCCAAUGCUGAGCAGAUCAUAUCGGAGGUUGUGACCAACAAGCAGAUCUCCAACCCCACCACAGCCGCUGGCACCCUCCGUCUCUUCUUCCACGACUGCUUCGUAGGCGGCUGCGACGCCUCCAUGCUCAUCUCCUCCAAUGCCUUCAACCGUGCAGAGCGCGACGCCGACGACAACGUCUCCCUCCCGGGCGACGCCUUCGACACCAUAAUACGUGCCAAGACCGCGCUCGAGCUGCAGUGCCCCGGCGUUGUCUCUUGCGCCGAUGUGCUCGCGCUCGCUACCCGCGACCUCGUCCUCAUGCUUGGCGGACCGUUCUAUGCAGUGCACCUCGGCCGUAAGGACGCGCUCGGCUCCUCCGCGACCACCGUCCCCGGUAAUCUUCCCCGCCCCAACAUGACCAUCGACGAACUCAUAGAUGUCUUCGCCAAGAAGCAGAUGACGGUGCAGGAUUUAGUGGCGCUCUCCGGCGCCCACACCGUGGGCUUUUCCCACUGCAGCGAGUUCGCCUCCCGCAUCUUCAGCUAUAAGGGAAGUGGCGGCCACGACCCGACGAUGAGCGCGCAGUACGCGGAGGCGCUGCAGAAAGCGUGCGCGAACUACCAGAAGGACCCAACAAUUGCGGCGUUCAACGAUGUGAUGACGCCAGGGAAGUUCGACAACAUGUACUACCAGAACGUGCUGCGGGGGCUGGGGUUGCUGGCCUCAGACUCGUCGCUGGCGGCGGACAAGCGAACGCGUCCGCUGGUGGAGCGUUAUGCCGCCAACCAGACCGCCUUCUUCGAUGACUUCACCCACGCCAUGGAGAAGCUGAGCAUCGUCGGGGUAAAGAUCGGCAGAAAAGGAGAGGUCCGCCGCCGAUGCGACGAGUUCAACAACCUCUCCACCUGA
Molecule: messenger RNA, 1023 nt
Organism: Zingiber officinale
Lineage: Eukaryota; Viridiplantae; Streptophyta; Magnoliopsida; Zingiberales; Zingiberaceae
Product: peroxidase 31-like
Exons: 1
Coding region: 1-1023 (340 amino acids)
Biological process (GO): response to oxidative stress; hydrogen peroxide catabolic process
Molecular function (GO): heme binding; peroxidase activity
Source: RefSeq, a predicted model, not a curated record